Molecule: messenger RNA, 2012 nt
Organism: Aspergillus vadensis CBS 113365
Lineage: Eukaryota; Fungi; Ascomycota; Eurotiomycetes; Eurotiales; Aspergillaceae
Product: Smr domain protein
Exons: 2
Coding region: 96-1709 (537 amino acids)
Molecular function (GO): ubiquitin binding
Source: RefSeq, a predicted model, not a curated record
CGCAAACAAGCACCAGCCAAUCUAAACCUCCGUUAAAUAAGGCAUGCUCAAAAGACUCAACACCGAAUACUUGUGGCACAUCAUUGAUUUCGAACAUGGGUGACAAGGAUGACGGUCCGCUCCAGGAUCUGGAAAAGACGUACUGCCCUCCUCUAGACCCUGCCUUGCUCACAGCCAUCGCGUUCGACUAUGACCUGACGGACUCUGCCCAACUUGACCAACUUCGCGAGACUCUGGAUGCGCUUCGGCUGUCUGCUUGGGAACAGGAGGAUCUGCCCUUCGACCCUUCCGGCACAUCCGGUUUAGGUGCAGGACAUGGUCCAGAAGCAGAUGGGUCGUCUGAGCUUAGUGAGUCCCAGGGUGACCGGUCGCGGGAGACAGAUAUCACUAGCCUCACGUCAGGGUUCUCUUCGGUCGGUAUUAGGGACCAUGUCUCGUAUACUAUUGGACCGGAUGGGUCUCUCCAUCUGUCUGGAGCGAAUGAAGAUGAUAAGAUUGGCUAUUUGACUGAGAUGUUCCCAUCAGUUGACCGGUUUACUAUCCAGCAUACGUUGAAGAAGUCUAAUGGGAGCAUUGAUCGCUCGAUGGACGUCCUACUCAACCUAUCGUUCUUUGAUGAGCAAGUACCUGACGAGGAUGGGGUGGUCUCUGUUCCUAAGGGCGUGGACGGCUUUGAUGACCCCGGAGCAGGCAAGAAACAAGCUCGUAAGCGCAAACCCAAGAAUAAGAAUGCUCGGAGACAAGAGGUCUUAUCGUCGACGAGCUCCGAGGCUAGCUUCGAGAAUACAACGAACAAGUGGGAUGCUGCUGGAAAGGACGUUGAGUUCAUUCAUGCGCGAACCUCAGCGAUCUUAAAGAAGGAGACCGUCCGCUCAACUUAUCAUGCUAAUGGAGCCUCACUUCCUGCUACAAUCAGGGCUCUUGCCGAUACACACGCUCCAAAAAAGCAGAUCGAUGAGGACCCAGUCACGGUUACGCAAGUGGCUGAGCUCACGCAAGAAUUCCCUUCAGUGCCGCCGCUCACAUUUGCCGGCUUACUCAAGAUCACGAGGAGUUCUAUAUCGGCCGCCAGUGAGCUCGCGGCGGCUAUGCUGACAAGCCCGGUGGCUCCGUCCUUGACUGAGAUAAUCAAGAUCACUACAGCACCCCCACCAGUGGACGUUGACGAGGAGACUCCGAAACGAGGCGCUACACCGGUGACCCGAGACCUCAACCGAGCGAGAAGUGCAGCAGGCGUGCACUUUGCAGCUGGUGCUGAAGCUUUGUCGAAGGCAUCGGUCGCAUACCGGCGCGGUAAAUCAGAUCGGUUGAUGGGAGGUGCGGCUGCCUACUAUUCCGCAGUAGGACGAGAUCACUUGGAACGCGCCAAACGCAAUGCCGCUGCUGCUGCCGAUGCUCUGGUCGACUCACAGUCUACAUGGAACUCGCUCGAUCUGCAUGGUGUAUCCGUGCAGGAUGCGGUGCGGAUCUCUAGCGAGCGGGUAUCCGAGUGGUGGGACUCCCUGGGCGAUGCAAAAUAUAUGCGUGGCAGUGGAGCCAGCAAUCCUGUUCAGGGUGGCUACCGCAUUGUCACUGGACUUGGACGGCAUAGUCAUGAUGGCACUUCCCGCCUGGGCCCGGCUGUAGCGAAGAUGCUGGCCCGGGAAGGCUGGAGAGUGGAGAUUGGCGCCGGAGUUUUGACUGUCGUUGGAGUUGUCCAACGUCGCUGAUGCAUGGCAUGAUGGAUUUUGUUUACCCUUUUAUGUCCCCAUUUGGCGACUGAUGCAUACGAGAUACCCGGAGGCGUUCAUGUAGACAGCGGAUCUGGAAGGCGCGCUUUUGCUAGUUUUGCUAGACAUUUGUUGUACUUAACAUCUGUUGUACAUACAUGCGUACAGAGCUUGGAGACAGGCAUUUUCAUGACGAUUUGAUGAAGACUGAACUAGCUCUUGAUGUUCUUUAAUUCGAAGGCAAUAUUAAUAUGGGGAAAAUAGUAAGACAAGAGGGAAGUUGUGGUGUUUCCGUCCGGAUGA